Molecule: messenger RNA, 1842 nt
Organism: Astyanax mexicanus (Mexican tetra)
Lineage: Eukaryota; Metazoa; Chordata; Actinopteri; Characiformes; Acestrorhamphidae
Gene: ldb3b
Product: LIM domain binding 3b
Exons: 8
Coding region: 226-1161 (311 amino acids)
Biological process (GO): actin cytoskeleton organization; heart development; muscle structure development
Cellular component (GO): stress fiber; adherens junction; Z disc
Molecular function (GO): muscle alpha-actinin binding; actin binding
Source: RefSeq, a predicted model, not a curated record
GUAAACCAGGGUGGGGUUCCUGUUGGGUUAUUAGUUGGGAUUAAUGCCUCUGUAUUAGCGUGGCUAAUCUUAAUUAGGUUAAUCUCCUUGGUUAUCUUGCUGUAUUUUCGGUGCAUAUCGAGAGCUGAACACCAGAGGCUCCUCGGCGCCUGCCCGUCCCCGGGUGUUCGUCCCGACUCCAGGGUGAAGAACGAAAGAGAAACAAAGGAGCAACUCUCCGCAAAAAUGAGCAAUUACACAGUCACUCUGAACGGACCUGCGCCAUGGGGCUUCAGGCUGCAGGGAGGCAAAGACUUCAACAUGCCCCUCACAAUCUCAAGGAUCACACCCAACAGCAAGGCGUCCACCGGAAACCUGACCCAGGGUGACAUCAUCAUGGCCAUCGAUGGGGUCAGCACUGAGGGCAUGACCCACCUGGAGGCCCAGAACAAGAUCAAAUUAGCAAUCCACAAACUGAGCCUCACCAUGCAGAAGUCGAGACGUCCAGCUCCAGUCCCCACAGCCACGCCAAGAAUGGACUCCCCCAUGCCAGUUAUUCCCCACCAGAAGGAAACUGCAGAAGAAGAGGAUGAUGAAGCUCCGGAGAGAAGGUUUGGCAUUCGAUUGGCCAAAAAACCUUCCAAAAAGUCUCUCCUUCCAAAAACUGAGGAAGAACUUGCUCCACAGGCUAAAGACCAAUCACAGAUUGGCUCACCUGCUAAAACCCCGCCUCCUCCUGCCUGCAUGUCACCUGGGAGUGAGGUAAAAGUCACCCCCGCUCAGAGGUGGCAGUAUAACUCUCCUAUAGGCCUGUACUCUGAGGAGACUGUGCGGGAGAUGGCCAUGCAGCAGGGCGCCUUAGAUGGCAUGACAUUCUUGGGUUCACUCCCCAUUAAAGAUCCUCUGGUGGACAGUGCCUCCCCAGUUUACCAGGCUGUGAUAAAGCCAGAGGAGAGGGAGAACGAGCUUUCUGAAUGGGCUCGCCGUGCAGCCAACCUGCAGUCCAAGUCCUUCCGCAUCCUCGCCCACAUCACAGGGACCGAGUACCUGCAAGACCCAGAUGAGGAGGCUCUGAGGAAAUCAAGGGAGAGGUUUGAAUCAGAAGUUAAAGGCCCGCGAUUCGCCAAAUUGAAGAACUGGCACCACGGCCUGUCUGCACAGAUCCUGAACAUACAGGAGUGAGGGCUUCCGAAGGAUGAUGGACAGAAUGAUGGGUUAGUGAGGCAGCAGGUCAGGUGAAGGAGAAGAAAGGCUACAGUGAUGAGGAACGGUUGUAAAGGAAGGAGGAGUAUUGUAGUGACCGCUUUAUGAGUUAAAGCAUUAGAGUAGUGCAUAAGCGAAUAUGAAAAGCUCUCAUUAGUGUUUCACAUUAAUGUGUCAGUAUGUCUAAUGUAGCUUCCUGCCAUUAAGAAGAGGCAGUGCUCUUUUUCUUUUUCUUUUUCUUUUUCUUCAUAUUCUUUUCUUUUUCUUUCCUUUUCUUUUGGCUGUUUAUCCUAAAUUAAAAUGAAUCGUUGAUGUACAAAGACUAAAGAAUAGAGAAGCAUAAGUAGUAAUAGAAAAAAAUACUGUAUACUAUGCAAUGCACUGCCAUAUCUCAUGCAAACAUAUAUUAAUCUAAUGUACUGUUCUUCAUGUGAAUAAAACAUUAUUUCUUUUAUCCAAAUCAACAAGAUAUGUGUUGUCAGUACCAAGUUUCGUCGUGUGAUUUUUUUUUUUUUUUUGUGAGUUUUAGUUUGUCUUUAUCAGCUGUACAUGCACACAUACAUACAUAUAUAUAUACAUAUUGCCACGGUUAUGCAAAAAAUACAAAUUCUGUAUCAAAACUUCACUGGAAAUCUUCCAAUAAAAAUAUAUUUAAAAAUA